AUGGAUUCAUCAGACUCUGAAAAUGCUGACUCCUUUGUUGCAGUCAUCGAGAACCGACUUCCGGAGCGAGGCAUUGAAGGUCCUAUCGAUGUGCCUGUCCGAACACUCUCCCCAGCAUCCGCAGCCACCCUGAAUAUGGGCUCAAACCCACCCUCCGACUACAAUAGAUACGCAGAAAGGAAGAGCCCCCAACAAAGUACCAUUCGAUCCGUAAAUUCUGAUUACAUAGCGGACGAGGCGCAACGUACCACCCAAACGCGACCCAGCACCACAACCAUGCCUCAUUCUACGAAAACAUUACCCAACUUAGGCAAGAUCUCUACAUCUACGUCGCAUCCGCCCCAAACGCAUCAAACACGUCCAAAUGGGUUAUCUAUCGGGAAUGGCUUAACGCGGACGAUUUCUUCCGAAUUCGGCUUGACUAGGUCAUACUCUAAUAAUAGCUUACAUCCGGCAGAUGAUAACCCAGCAAGCAACAUUGACAACGAUACGACUUCUCCAGAAUAUGUUCCAGGGACGCCGCAAUGGAGUUCUGCUGUAGGCAAGGCAAGGGAGGGGAAAACUGGCAGGGUUAUCGAGCGGUUGAUGGGCGAGAAUGACAUGCUGAAGAGAGAUCUCAAUAUUGAGAGGCUACGCGCCGAGGAAUCGAGGCAGUCGGUCAAGAUGGCGGAGGAAUCGAAACUCUCACUGGCCUCGAGAUACGAGUCUGAGCUGCACGACGCUGCUAUCAACAAGACGUUGCUGAAACGGAAAGAGCGACAGCUGGCGGAUCUGAAAGCACAGGUCAAUAUCGAGAAGCAGAGGGCUGAUGGGGCGGUUGAAAGUGAACGGUCCUGGCGAGACGCGAUGGAUAAGACGGAGGAGGAGAGUAAGAGGAAAGUGGAGGAAGCACAACAAUACGCCGCGUUGAUGGAAGGGAGGGUGAACACCAUGACAACUCACUGGAAGGACCAAAACGCAGAGGUCGAGAGGAAAAUUACGAAACUCUCCAAGGAAAUCAAGGAUUUGGUGGAAGUCAGACAGAACGACGACCGGAAAAUACAUACGCUUCAAGGGCUAUGCGAACAGCAAAGGGAGAUGCUCGUAGAUCUCGAAAGGAAAAAGGAAGCCAUCGGGCAAGCAUUCGAAGACUACAAGCAGGAGCAAGAAGACGGCUUGAAAGCCAUCAAGUACAAAUCACGAGACCAAGAGGAGCGGAACGAGGCUGCUAUCACGGAAACAUUAGAGGCGCUGGGGACAUUAAAAUGGGCCAUCAACGUCAACAAAAACGUCAAUCUCGACAAGGAUUAG
Molecule: messenger RNA, 1290 nt
Organism: Lachnellula hyalina
Lineage: Eukaryota; Fungi; Ascomycota; Leotiomycetes; Helotiales; Lachnaceae
Exons: 1
Coding region: 1-1290 (429 amino acids)
Source: RefSeq, a predicted model, not a curated record